UGCUGAAAUAAAUUGAAGGGAUAUAGUCACAUUUUUGCAAAACUAUGUUUUCUGUCUGGAAAGGCAAAACUCUAAUGCGUUGAUUGAUAUCAUUGCUUUGAUGUCAGUAAAUUGGGAAUUUUAGCCGUACAUAACCUGCUGCAGGUUUGCAUGUCAGGAAUAACUGUGCAAAUGUGCGUGAAUGGAAAGUGAACCUGUGACCCCUUCCCUACCAGUAACCACAAACACUGCCUCAAUUGUAGCAAGUGCUAGCAGCCGCAUUGAGAAAAAAUGUCUCAAACAUCAGAAUAGUCACCACAAUCCCAAAGUUGAGCCUUGAUUGAUAAGAUUCUUAUCUCAUUCCUGAUCCAUGUGUAUGGCGGGCAUUGAUAAUUUUCAGCAUGUCCCCUUCACACAUGCACAGGCCUGCAAUUGUUAAGGUUGGCCUUGGUGACUGAAGCACCAUUACCUCUAAAAUCUAAUCAGAUUCCCUUAAGUGGAUAACAAGCGUGUCUCCGGCAUUUACAGUAGUGAGAAAGCUGAAGUGAAACCGGGACAAACUGUUGUCACACAAAGCAGCUGUGCUGUGUAACAGUCCUGGCAUCCCUCCUGCUAUCCGUAGUGGAAAAAAAUGUUGAUUAGCUAACAACUGGCAUCUUGUUUGGUCUGCAGAAGUCAGAUAAGAGCUCUCAGUCACUACUGACAAGUUGAGUAUUGUGAUGAGCCUGUUCUUGGUUGGGUGAAUAAGGACAGCUAGUCUAGCUGACGAAGAGAAUUUAUUGCUGAGUUUUAGGAUAAAGUUCUUCCCCACUAUUACCAUAGCUAUAGCUAAAAGUCCCCAUGGUUUAACAGUGUCGAGCUAGUUGACUUUUAACCCAGAAAAACCUUCCCUUUUCGCUAAAAUAUGCUACUUACUGGCGAUUUACCCAUUUAAUGACUUCUAGCUCAUUUUUUUCUGGGAGACACUUUGGAGAAGAGAAAAGACACAUAGACAAAUUAUUCCUUCUAAAAACUAAAAGUUCAAAAUCACAAGCAAUAAAACCUCUAAAAGCAAAUGCUGCUCAACUGAUUCAUUCAAGGGUUUUGCUGCUAGUUGCUUAUGUGGUCUGGUAUGGCCAGUAGCUAUUGGUGACUAAUGUGAGCUCAUUUCAGCUACCUAAGGUAAAUAUAGCUGUAUAAAAGACAUGGGCAUCUUAGCCAGUGCUAGUGUUUAGUAUUAUUCCAUGAUUGUCCUUUGCAAAUGUUACAUAGUCUCGCUUUAACUAUAAUUUUACUUGAUGAAUGACACUUGUUUCUGAGGAUAUGGUAAUAACAUUAUUAAUAUAUAAUACUUUUGUUUAGAUCUUUUUUUUAGUAUAACAUUAGGUUUUACCAAUCAGUUAGAGACAUAAAGUUCAGCCACACUGAAUAGUUUACUGAAUCUACUAAAGUACUACACUGGUAUUGUUGUUGAUGUAUUUUGCACUGGUAUUGUUGAUUAGCUGAGCUCAUGGAAAAAGUAUUAAUGUGGUCAUAAAAAGAAGUCCAUACAGCACGCUACUCUGACCAGUGAAUGGAAUACUAUUAUGAGGAAGUACAAAAAAGGUCUGGGUAAAAGACAGAGACAAGAUGACAAUUGACAAAUGACAAGACUAAUAUUAUAAUACUGGUACUAACAAUACAUGUAUUAUUAUUAAGUGCUCCCAGAGAUUCUCUACAGGCCAUGAACCCAUAAAAUUACAACAGUGAGCUUCUUUAUAAGCUCUAGACCAAUAAGUAAACUGGACGAUGAGAGAUCAUAAGAGAUGUUCCCUCUAAAAAUAGCUCUCAAACUACAGUAAUAAAUAGCUUUAUUGCCGUUAUUGUGUGAAAAUCUGAUAACAUAAAACAGCCUACAUUGAAAUCAGUGAAUGAAUGAAAAGUCUUGGUUAAAAAUGGCAUUAAAGGAGUUAUUUAAAACCCCCAUUGGGGAACAAGGGUCAAUUGUGCUGCUAAAACCCCUGGAGCAGGCAGCAGAGGACUUUGGGAGCUGACCACUGAUUGGUCAGUCAGACAGAAAAGGGCGGUCCGAAUGAAUUAGUGAUAGACGCUAAAAGCAGAUAUCCUGCAGUGAUCAAACCCUGGGUGAUCUGACAGUCCAGUGUUUGAAGUGAUUAUCAUGCUACGCAACAUAAAGGCUUACACCCAGCUUUGCGCCUAAUUAGCUCACUUAGGGCCCUAUAUAAGACAUUGGUAGGGGACUGGAAAAUACAGACACUCACUCAGACGUCAGCAGAUCAACAGGAAGGAUAACAGCAGCAGACCUGGAUCCCUAAAGUUGACCUGCUGCUAAACAAACCAAGAUUUUCUGCUUUUCUGAGAAUGCCACACUUAACUGACUGCAGUUACUACACGAUGCGGGACGCAACCAGAGCUUCAAAUGUACACAGCCACCUGGAGAACUCCAAGUUCCACCUCCACCAGACCCAGAACCAGCAGGUCAAGCAGUACCUAACGCUGGGCUCCAAGCUGGGCUCUUCGGCCAGCCAAGGCCACGCCGUUCAGCAUCCACACACCCCUGGCCAGCCGCUGGCCACCAUGCCGGUCAUGAGGAAUGGACACAUGGCCUCUGUCAGUGACAGCAGCAACCCCAACAGCCCUGUUACCCUUCUCAGUAUGGCCAAUCACGACAGUGAGUUUCCAAUGGAUGAAGUUAUUGAUGACCUAAUUAGUCUUGAAUCCGGUUUCAAUGAUGGAGGCUUGGAUUGCAUGGAACCUAACAUCAUAAUGCAAAACAAUGUGUCCCUCAGUGGCAGCAUGCUGGACAUCUAUGGGGGUGAACAAGGUAUGAACGCCCCUAAUGGUGGAAUGAGUCCCACAUCUAACCCCACAAAGCUCACUGUAAAAAGGGAAUACACAGAACACGACACGAGAGUGAUGGCCAAAGAGAGGCAGAAAAAAGACAACCAUAAUUUGAUUGAAAGAAGAAGAAGAUAUAACAUCAACUACAGGAUUAAAGAGCUGGGGACACUCAUACCAAAGUCGAAUGACCCUGACAUGCGCUGGAACAAAGGCACUAUCCUGAAGGCCUCGGUGGAGUACAUAAGGUGGCUGCAGAAGGAGCAGCAGCACGCACGAGAGCUGGAAAGCCGUCAGAAGAAGCUGGAGCAAGCGAACAGGAGACUGAUGCUGAGGAUCCAGGAGCUUGAGAUCCAGGCACGAGCACAUGGCCUCCCAAACAUGGCUACAGCUUUGGGGACAGUUGAACUAUCCUCCCAUCUCCUCAAACAACAACAACAGCAGCAACAACAACAGCAGCAGCAGCAGCAGCAGCAGCAGCAGUCAUCUCCUCAGACCCAGCAACCCCAGCAGCCACCCCUCUAUCAGGAGGACGCCAACAGCGACUACCUCCAGAGGAUAGUGGUGGCUGGCGUGCCAUCCAUCCCCGCUGCUAGCGGCCCGCAGGAUCACAUCCCCGGCGCCGACGGCUGCACCACGUUCUCCGACCCGCUGUCCCACUUCACAGACUUCUUCAGCGCCACGCUCAAGGAGGAGCAUCGGCUGGACGAGAUCCUGAUGGAUGACCCGCUCUCGCCCUUUGGCGCCGACCCGCUUCUCUCGGCAACCUCGCCCGGAGCCGCAUCCAAGGACAGCAGCCGCAGAAGCAGCUUCAGCUCUGGUGAUGACCUAUAAGGGUGCCCUCUCCAGAUACACACUCUUAUAUCCUCAUGACAACACGGUUGUCACCCCCAUUUGAUAAAGGGCAUAAAGAGAGCCUUUAAAUGACUGACUGAAUGGCUCUGGGCAUACAACAAUGACCACUCACAGGGUUGUAAGUGAAUGACAGCUAACACACCUGACACUGCCCCUAAAAGUGCCUGUAUAUAACUGUAUAUAAAUUGUAGUUCUUGUUCUUGUUGCAUUCUCCAAAGCUCAGCGGGAUCAGGAACAGCUCAUGGACCUCGUGCUCCUCCACCUGCUCUUUUUAAAUGUACUAUAGACAAUCGAUGUGUUUCUCUGCCUCCCGGACAGAGCAGAAACAGACUCACAAGAAAAAAGGGAGACAUUUAUCAGCCUUCAAGUACAAAAUGUAAAUAACUGUCUACUGUUUUUUUGGUAAACACUGUGGUAGCUACACACUGUAACAUAUGCAAAAUAAUCACUGAAAACCUUUUUUUUUUUUAAAUGAAAAAAACUACUGCUUCACAAAAGGAUUUUUAAUAGUUGCAGUCAGCAUUAUGAUUGUAUCGUGUGCCUUAUUCAAACUCCCAGUUUUGUCUUAAACAUGUAACUGAUGUACUCACCGCAAUGCCUAACAUGUCUUUGGUCUUGUCUGUCUUUUAUGUGUUUUUGUUAAAGAAGUGUUUGUAUAUUUAUAUAUGUUUUAAUCCAUGUAUUCAUAUAAAAGAUAUAUAUUAUUAUCUAA
Molecule: messenger RNA, 4363 nt
Organism: Larimichthys crocea (large yellow croaker)
Lineage: Eukaryota; Metazoa; Chordata; Actinopteri; Sciaenidae
Gene: tfec
Product: transcription factor EC
Exons: 8
Coding region: 2320-3630 (436 amino acids)
Biological process (GO): regulation of transcription by RNA polymerase II
Cellular component (GO): nucleus
Molecular function (GO): DNA-binding transcription factor activity, RNA polymerase II-specific; protein dimerization activity; RNA polymerase II cis-regulatory region sequence-specific DNA binding
Source: RefSeq, a predicted model, not a curated record